Molecule: messenger RNA, 426 nt
Organism: Trichobilharzia regenti
Lineage: Eukaryota; Metazoa; Platyhelminthes; Trematoda; Strigeidida; Schistosomatidae
Source: the annotation of a GenBank genome assembly
AUGUUUGCUGAAUCGAAUGAUAAUGGAAUUCAUAUAACAACUAACUCUGCUUCAUCUGAAACAAUCUUUUCCUCAUUGAGCGAUAUGACUGAAAACGAACAAACUGACACAUUACCGAAAGAUGACAGUAGAGCUGAUAUUCUAUCUGACCAGCUGGUAUCACAAGAAUACUUUGUUGACAGUGAAAUAGAAAAUUGUAUAUCUGUUGAAAUAAAAUCAACAACUGAAAUACAAAAUACUAAUGACGAAGUCGGAAAUCGUAUUCAUUCAUCAGGUGGUGUUGCUAAUAUUUCAAAGGAAAUUUCGCAUGAUGAGGACACUGAGGAACAACAACCUUGCAGUUACGUACAUGUGACCAAGAUACCUACAUUAUCGCGUUCGUCAAUAUCUUUUGAGACAUCACCUGUCUGUCAGGAUUCAACAUAG